AGGGUCCCUGGUGUCUCACUGGCUCCUGCCCCUCUUUCUCCAGGCACUGGCUUCCCCACAAUGGCAGACGUGGUGGCUGAGGUGGCUGAGAUGCCAACACAGAUGUCACCAGGGACAGUGGAGGUAACACCCAUGUCAGCAGAGCUGACAGAGAUGUCAACAGAGAUGACCGAGAUGGCACCCGGAGAGGCCCUUGCCUCGUCCCUCUUCUUCCAGCACCACCAGUUUAUGUGCUCGGAGUGUGGCAGCCUCUAUAACACACUGGAGGAAGUCCUCUCACACCAGGAACAACAUAUGUUCGCCGUGUCAGAGGAGGAGGCGCUGACCACCCAGAGUGGCAGCCUGGAGCCAGAGCUAGUACCAGGCACUGAGGAGGGGCCCUUCCAGUGUGGUGAAUGCAGCCAGCUCAUCCUUUCCCCCAGCGACCUCCUGGCCCACCAGGAUGCCCAUCUCCGGGAGUCUGCAAGCCAGAUCCAGUACCAGUGUUGGGACUGCCAGGAGCUGUUCCCCUCACCUGAGCUGUGGGUGGCUCAUCGCAAAGCCCACCACCUUUCUGCUACAGCAGCCGAGCCACUGGUGCCACCUCCUUUGACUCCCCCAAUACCACUGCCUCCACCCCCUCCACCACCUGAAGUCAAGAUGGAGCCUUAUGAGUGUCCUGAGUGUUCUGCCCUCUGUGCCACCCCUGAGGAGUUCUUGGAGCAUCAGGGUGCCCACUUUGACUCCCUAGAGAAAGAAGAGCACAAUGGGCUAGAGGAGGAGGAGGAAGAUGAGGAUGAAGAUGAUGAUGAAGAGACAGAGGAUGAUGAGGAGGCUGAUGAUGAUGUGAGAGAUGACAAGUCCACAGCUGGCUGGUCCCAGGGCUGUGAGGAUUGUCCCCAGCACCAGACUUCAGCAGGGGCACGACGGCGACACCGGCGGGUGUCUCAUGGCCCAACAUCAGCAGCCCACCCCUUCCACUGUAGCCAGUGUCAGCGCAGCUUCAGCUCAGCGAACCGGCUGCUGGCUCACGGGCGGGCCCAUGUAGGUGGCACACACGAGUGUACGACUUGCUCCAAGGUCUUCAAGAAAGCAGCCUCGCUGGAGCAGCACCUACGGCUACAUCGUGGUGAAGCCCGCUACCUCUGUGUAGACUGUGGCCGUGGCUUUGGCACAGAACUCACGUUGGUGGCCCACCGGCGGGCCCACACUGCCAACCCAUUGCAUCGCUGUCGCUGCGGCAAGACAUUUAGCAAUAUGACCAAGUUCCUCUACCACCGGCGCACUCAUGCUGGCAAAAGUGGAGCUCCUCCUACGACGGCGACAGCCUCCCCAGCUCCAGCCGAGCCCGCACCCCAGCCCCCUCCCCCUGCUCCACCUGCCCAGCUGCCCUGCCCACAGUGCUCCAAGUCCUUUGCCUCAGCUUCCCGGCUGUCGCGGCACCGGCGUGCAGUACACGGCCCCCCCGAACGGCGGCACCGCUGUGGGGUUUGUGGCAAGGGCUUCAAGAAGCUGAUCCAUGUGCGCAACCACCUGCGGACGCACACAGGUGAGAGGCCCUUCCAGUGCCAUUCAUGUGGCAAGACCUUUGCUUCUUUGGCCAACCUCAGCCGCCACCAGCUGACCCACACGGGUGCACGUCCCUACCAAUGCCUGGACUGUGGCAAGCGCUUCACGCAGAGCUCCAACCUGCAGCAGCACCGGCGGUUGCACCUGCGGCCGGUCGCCUUUGCCCGUGCCCCUCGCCUCCCCAUCACUGGCCUCUACAACAAGAGCCCCUACUAUUGUGGUACCUGUGGCCGCUGGUUCCGCGCCAUGGCGGGCCUGCGACUGCAUCAGCGGGUCCAUGCCCGAGCCCGGACUAUGACACUGCAGCCUCCAAGAUCACCACCUCCUGCCCCGCCCCCACCCCCCGAGCCUCAGCAGACUAUCAUGUGCACAGAGCUGGGGGAGACCAUCGCCAUCAUUGAGACAUCCCAGCCACUAGCACUUGAGGACACAUUGCAGCUGUGCCAGGCUGCACUGGGGGCCAGUGAAGCAAGUGGGCUGUUGCAGUUGGACACAGCCUUUGUGUGACACAGCUGAAGAGCACAAUGAAAGGGUUUGGCUACAACAGCAAGUGUGAGUACCUCUGGGAAGAGAGAGGACCACCCUCUGGAAAGCUGAUCUGGCACCCACCAUGUGCCAGGAUCUACCCUGGCCUCUUUCACCCACUGACUCCUCAGAACAACCCUGCCAUCUUUCACUGCCUGAGGGGAAACUGAAGCUCUGAGAUGGCAUGUGAUCUAUACCAGGUCACUCUGCUGCGCUGCAAAGUGGGGUUUGCCAAGGCUCUUUGCACUGCAUCACCCUGGUGCCCAGCAUCAUCAGGUAACCUUUACUGAGCACCGGCCAUGUGCCAGGUUUGUGCUGGGCACUCUCAUAUACCUCUUCGGAUCCUCUGCUUAGCCCCCCAGCCCUAGUCUUCCCUGGAUUUUGGACACCCAGGAAUUGGCUCUGCCUGGUGGUGGAAGGCACUUCUCUGGGCUUCUUUCAUCUCAGUUUCGACAAUGUGGAAGGAGAUCUAUAGGUACCCAGGUACUCAACUUCAGACUGGGUGAUGCUGAAGACCCAGGAAUGAGUUAAAUGUGGGCUCUGCCCUCAGGAGGCAUGCACUGUCUGGUAGGAGGAACACACAAGUACAGAUGGCUUGCUCUCUGA
Messenger RNA from Carlito syrichta (Philippine tarsier), 2679 nucleotides. It is a transcript of the gene ZNF526, whose product is annotated as zinc finger protein 526. Gene Ontology annotation, cellular component: nucleus. The record is from RefSeq and is a predicted model, not a curated record. Gene Ontology annotation, biological process: regulation of transcription by RNA polymerase II. Gene Ontology annotation, molecular function: RNA polymerase II transcription regulatory region sequence-specific DNA binding; DNA-binding transcription factor activity, RNA polymerase II-specific. NCBI's taxonomy places the organism in Eukaryota, Metazoa, Chordata, Mammalia, Primates, Tarsiidae.